AGCAGGUAGAGUGGAGGGAGGGAUGGGCUAGUCCGCUAGGGGAUGGAGGGGCAAGGCAAGGACAGAGGCAUGUCUGACUGGGGACCGACAGGGACGGGGUAAGGCGGGGCAGUCCCGGGAGGAGAGGGGCAGGCUAGAGGCGGGGGCAAGGCAGAGCUGGCAGGAGGAGAGCGGGCGAGAGACUCGGGGCUCGGCUCCGGCAGGCAAGAGGCGGGGCGGAAGAGGCAGCGCAAGGCGGCGUUGUGCGCUCUGCUGCUCCGGCCCGGCGGUGGGUGGAAGCCGGCACGGGAGGCCGGGGAGCCUAUGGCCGGGCCGCUGCUCCGGAGCGGGGUGCGCCGGUUCCCCUGGCUCUGCAACGUGCUGCUCUACGGCAGCCUCUUCUCGGCCGGGGACGCGGCUCAGCAGCUGCUGCGGCGACGCCCGGGCCAGGAGCCCGACUGGGCGCAGACCCGGCACGUGGCGCUGGUGGCCCUCAGCUUCCAUGGCAACUUCAACUACGUGUGGCUGCGGGGGCUGGAGCGGGCGCUGCCCGGCCGCGCGCCCGGCGCGGUGCUGGCCAAGGUGCUGUGCGACCAGCUGGUGGGGGCGCCCGUCGCCAUCCUGGCCUUCUACACGGGCAUGAGUAUACUUCAGGGGAAAGAGAACAUUUUUUCCGACUGUAAAAAGAAAUUCUGGAAUACAUAUAAGACUGGACUGAUGUACUGGCCUUUUGUGCAGCUUUCAAACUUCGUUCUGGUCCCUGUUUACUUAAGAACAGCUUACACUGGGCUCUGUGGCUUUCUCUGGGCUAUCUUCAUUUGCUUUUCACAACAGAGCGGUGAUGGCACAGCAAAAUCGGCUUUUCGGUGGUUCCGAAAAGAGAAGGUCAAUGCAGAUGGAGAACCAUCAGAGAAAUGAGAAAGUUGUUUAAUGGAGUAUUUAUUUUAAAUGGUUAAACUGUGCUUGUAAAGGGCAAUGAAUUGCACCGCCAGCAGAUUUCUGUGUUUUAAAAUGAAUCUUCAUCCCAGUGCUCAGUGGUCAUUAUAUACAGUGGAAUAGUUUGGUUUUGCACCUGUUUAUUUUCACAGAAAAGAGGCCCAUUGUAUAUUGGUGUUUAAUUAUUUUCAUGCUGGCAGCUAGUCUCCUCUGGACAGCCACUUGCUUCUUACAGUGCAGUGAGAGCAUUUGCACAACAUGGUAGCCAGCCUCAUUGGGGAGAAAUAUUAGCUGUAAUUUAAUUUUCAAGCAACUUCUAAUUGCUAGAAAAGGGGGAUAGAACAUUAAAUCAUCAGUGUUUAUACUUGCCAGUUAUUAUGAGAGCAAGAUUCCUUUUGCGUUCAUUGGAGUUUUCUCUGAAUUGCAACCAUGGUACUGAAUCUAUAUUUAUUCUGAGAAAAAAUUGUACUCUUUUUUUAUAGGAACCAAUUAUAACAUUUUUUAAACUCUUGCCUUAGUUUGCAAUGAGAAUCUGUACAAAGACAAUAACGUAGCCUUGCAAAAUUUACCAGCCUAAGCACAAAAUGUAUUUGUUCACCCUCUACAAUGAUCAAUGACAAGGAAAAAUUAACGAUAUUUUAUGUACUUGUCUAUUUAGCCUAGUUGCCCAAGUGGAGUGAGUGAAUGGAAUUUUGCAAGGCUGAUGUAGCUGUGGAAUUGUUAUUGCUGUGUGUGUAUUUAAUAUCCUCAAGACAAUGAGGCAAUUAAAAGAUGGCUUUAUUUAUUCUGGGUUAGUACUUUUAAAGUCAACAUUAUAUUUGGAUAUUUGUAUUCCUUUUCAGUAAGAUUCAUAGUAUAUGGAGUAUGGGUGAAUGUCUAUCAUAGAGACAAUACAUACUCAAAAGCAAAUUAGAAAUAAUGUGCUCAUAUUAACGCUUUUUGUGAUAAUUCUAUUAUAGGUAGUGCUUUUAUUUUUAUUUCUGCAUGUGCCUUAAAUGUAUAGUGAUAAACUGCAUUCAUUUAGAAGAAAGGAACUUGGGAGGAGUACCAUUUCAGGGAAAAUAAGAGCUGACAUUAGGGAAAUUGACAAGGUUUUCAAGAAAGAGUAAACACAAUCUCUAUGUGAUCUGUGGUAAGAUGCCAUAUGCUGCGAUGUGGAAAGCAUUCCACUGGUGAUCGUUUUUGAACUUUCACCAAUAAAUGUGACAGCUAUCAGGAUUGCAAAUAAUAAGAAAUAAGGUUCAGUUUGAUAUCAGAUUACUAAUCCCUCCUACAGGGUUGAAAGACAACACCAUCAGUUAUUUCCUGUUCCCUGUUUCUUUACCUUGUCAGCAUGCACAAAAUGAAAAUGUUAUUAAGAAUAUAGUUCUUGGAGAAAAAAUGAUGACUGAGAUAUAGUGUUGCUUUGCUGUGUGCUGUUAACAAUAUGCCAUGUUCCACCCUUGAAGUAGCUGCAAUUCGUUAGUGGAUGAAAUGAUUCAUAUACAGUUAUAAUUGUUAGUAGAAUUUGUAAUGAGUGGAACACCCCUCUUUUAUUUUUAAAGCUUUGGAUGUUUAUACAUGCUGUGCAUUAGUGCUGUAAACUUUUCUGAUGCCAGUUAUUCAGAAACUUGGCUUAAAUAGGAUUUUUGUCUGGGUAAGAACUUCAGGAUUUAUCUCCAUGUUUCUUCUGUUUGCAGUAUAUAGAAAGGUAGUUCUUUGUUCCUUUUCUCUUUUGUGUAAUCACACUGGAGCAUGUAGUUCUCAUGUUUCAGUGAACUUAAGAAUCUAAAAAGAAAAGGAGUACUUGUGGCAUAGAGACUAACCAAUUUAUUUGAGCAUAAGCUUUCAUGAGCUACAGCUCACUUCAUCGGAUGCAUACUGUGGAAAAUACAGAAGAUGUUUUUAUACACACAGACCAUGAAAAAAUGGGUGUUCAUCACUACAAAAGGUUUUCUCUCCCCCCACCCCACUCUCCUGCUAGUAAUAGCUUAUCUAAAGUGAUCACUCUCCUUACAUCCUUUUACUCCCUCCGUUUCUCUUGAAAAGGGCUACAUAAGUAACACUAAUCUCUCCUCCUGUUCUAAAACCUCUUUGUAAUCACUAGCUUUGGCAGUUAGUAGGAGUGUUUCAGGGGUGGGAGAUGCAAAACAAUGUGGCUAUCUUGGGCCAGAUCCUCAGCUGGUGUAAAUUGGCAUAACUCCUUUGAAGUUUUUGGAGCUCUGUCAGUGUACACCAUCUGAAGAUCUGGCCCCUUAGUUUUUGGAAAUACUAUAAUUUCUUACCACUUUAUAGAUUAGGAGACUCUAAUAUGACUUUUCCUACAAAUGCACACUUGUAUUUGCCUCCUCUGCAAAGCAGGGCUAAUGAGUUGGCGAUACAGUACUUAUCAACAAGAACAUCCAAAAUACCAAACCGUGAACUGGCAGCUGGGCAGGAUUGCCCUCGUGCCUGUUUGGAUGCAUGUUUCAUAGGUGGUCCCAGAGAGCCCACAUAAAGGAGUCGCAAUAGACUUAAUGCCAACUGAACACUACACAGAAUUCACCAAAAAAGUAUGGCUAGAUAAAAGAAGUCAAGGUGGUGCUCAGCAAAAGGAGGGAGCUCUCUGCCAACAGCUAUCAGGCAUGUAUUCACAUGACACCUUCAUUUCAUGGGGUUGUUUCUAAGAUCAAAUGAGUAGAGAAGACAAAUUCUGACCAGCUGUGACAGCAACUCGGUUUUAUUCAGUGUAGCUGUGUAGUUUAUACAGGGUCUGAAUUUGGCCAAAUGAGAAUUUGAAAGUCUGUUUUCCAAUUACACUAAUUUAAAAAAAAUGUACUGUCCUAGAUCAUUUUGAUAUCUGAGUCACAUUCUGCUAGGAGUUCAGGCUGGUGUCUAGAAAAAGCCCAGCAGAGUUUUUCCUGCCCUGGAAAGCAGCAGUCACUGACAUUGCCCAGAACCUUAGGUUUCACAGUAUGGUGCAUGAGAAGCUGCUUGGCUCAUACAUAUACAUCACAUUGUGAUGGGCACCGUCUAAGUAUGUAUAGCAUAAUAAUAAUAAUAAUAUUGGUGCCACAUUUGCAAUCUGGAAAGCUUCUGCCUUCCCAUUCUCUGCUGGUACAGCCAAUUCCUGCUUUAUGGCAAUGGCAAAAGGGGUACAAGGAAUAUUCAUAUAUUAGGAUGGGAAACAUCCAUUUUAAUUUUACUUGGAAAAUGGUUGUAUAUUUGCAGAGAAUCAGUAAACAGUAAAAGUCAUUAUUUGGACAUGGUUAUCUUUAGCGGUGUGUGUAUAAACCCAUGUUUUUGUGAAAAAUUCCAUGGGAUCUUCAUUGACCACAAGCGAAGACCUUAGUUUUAUGUCACACCCAGAAGAUGGCACCUCCUACUGCAUGGUCCUUAUCACAAAGAGCAGGUUAUGGGAUUAUUAGGAUAAGGAUUAUUAACCCCAUUUUACAGGUGGGGAAAUUGAGUCUCAAAGAAGAUUAAUGACAUACUGAGGGUCAUUCAGCAAUUCAGGGGCAGAGCCAAGAACAGAAUCCAGAACUCCUGCCUUCAAAGCCUUAUGCUAUAGCCACUGGACUCUGCUCCCUCUCAGAUUAGAAGCAAAUAGAAAUCUGGGAUUAUUAUUAUUUUAUUAGAUAAUAAGUAAUAUAUUUCCAUACACAAGCAUGGACAUUAGGGAGGAAAGAAAGGCAUACAAUGAAAACUUCAAUAGAUGUGUAAAAUAAACAUGCAAAGGGUAGUGGAGGUGUGUUCGACACUGCUAAAUUUAAUCGUUUAUUUGUGAAAUUCUUGAAGAGGAAACUGUCCAAUGGAUUUGAGGCAGUCUGAAGUAAACAACAUGUAGUACAAUGGACAACAAUUUAAACUACUUGUGCAAAUGCCUGUGGGUUUAGAAUUGGUUGUAAUCUCUCAGGAGAAAGCUCUGUGGGUCAUUGUGAACAGCUCAAUUAAGAUGCUUGCUCAAUCUAUACCAGUGAUUAAAAAAGCAAAUGAGACGAUGGAUUAUAUUAGGACAGGGACAGAAAAAUAUUUAUUUCUGUGAACCCAUUCAAAGUAGUAGAUAUUUUAUAUUAUUUUGAUAUUUAGAAAGGAAUUGUCCUCAGUGGAAACAUUUUGUGCUUCUCUGAAUGGAAAUGAGUUUUGCAAAUAAAACCAAAUCUACAAAUUUUAUAAAAUGAGGCAGAGCAACUUUCACAAAAAAGAGGUGCUGGAAUCUUCCUGUAUUUGGAGGUGUUUGUUUCGUUGCUUCAUAAUAAUACAUUAACCCUUUUCUCUACUGGUUCUAUAUGUCAUCUGCUGCACUAUCAUCACUCCACUGGUGUCAGUAUAGUAUUGGAGGUGCCUGGCAGACAGAGCAGCAAAGGAAGUGCAUUUCACGCCCCAUACCUAUAAAACAAUAUGUACAGAUUAGCAUCAGUCAAAAAGUUCAUGUGUUAGUUUUUAAGGUAUGCUAUGCACAGUUCAUAAAGUAGGUGAAUGCUGCUAUUGCUAAAAUCUGUGUGGAAUUCAAGCAGGAAAAGAGAAUGCAGUGAAAUAGCAUGGGAUGCUUGGCACUUUAUUAAACUGUUUAUCCUUCUUCUCAUGCAAAUUGCAUUUAUUUCUUGAAAUGUACAUCAUAAGGCUGCUGUUGAAGAAAACAAAAAGGCAAGAUUAUUAUUAGUUAGAGGUACACAUUAGAAACAGAUUUGUGGAAUAGAGUGGGCUCCUGUUCCACUUGCUUUUCACUGUUCUGGCUCUGCAAACCAGGAAGAAAGGCAGCUUAAUCAGCUAGUUGGGGAUUCCCUCAUUGCAGGUGUAUCUCCAAGUGGCACAGAGCUAUGGUCCUGAGGCUUUUCUAAACUACAAUGGGGGCUGACCCCAGCUGGCCCCAGGAUUAGAGAAGAAGAAAGGUAGUUUAAAGCCAUCUUUGCUCAUUCUCUCCUUAGCUGCACAGAGGGGGUUAUGGCCCUGUAAAUUUAGUUGCUUAUUUUAUUACAGAUCAACAGUUGUUGAUACUGUAAAUUAUUUUUGUACAUAAGCAUUAUAGAGAUGUAUCAGAUGACCAUGAUAAGGGAAAACAGCAGAGGUAAAGCUGUGUAUGUUACAGGUUAAAACAGAAGAUGAAACUCUUCGGGACUUCAGAUGUCUUUCUAGGAUGAAGAGAAAGUGGUGCAAUCAGAUUUAGGGAACUCCCUGCUGGAAAUUUAUGAAUUGAUGGAUUAGCAGCAGCUCUGGAGAAAAUUCUUUCAGACUUCUCAGAGAUUCAGAGGCCAGAAGGGACCAGUGUAAAUAUUUAGUCUGCCCUCCUGUAUAACACAGCCUAUAGAACCUCCCCAAAAUAAUUCCUAGAGUAGUGGUUCUCCACGUGUAGUCCGCAGACCAUGUCUAAGGGGUCAGUGAAAGACUAAGACUGAUAAUUGACUGAACAGAAUUCAGUUAUAUAUACAGACAAUAGAUUUCCAAAAAGUCCUCACCUCCAUUUGAAAAUUUUUAGGAGUCCACAAAUGAAAAAAGGUUUGAGAACCACUUCUAGAGCAUAUCUUUUAGAAAAACAUUCAAUCUUGAUAUAAAACUUGCCCGUGAAGGAGAAUCCAUCAUGACCCUUAGUAAAUUGUUCCAAUGGUUAAUUAUCUUCAGUGUUAAAAAUGUAUACCUUAUUUGACUUAUGGUGAGAGAAAUCAAGAGUCUCAAAUGAAGACAAAAAUCAAGAGAGAAAACUCAUUGCAUUUCUCCAUACUGAAAAUGGAUCAAUAAUGUACAAGAGACCAGUAUGAGAGGCUGUAUCAAAUACAGUGGAGUCUUUUUUAGUGAACUCGCAUAUAGUGAAAACACCUUUCUAGAGAAGCAGAAUGGAAGUCCAAAACGGCCUCCCAUUGUAAUGUGCAAAUUCCAGUUCUGGUUCUAGUGAUCCUCUACUUAGAAUGAAGUUGUUCAGUGAGAAAUUGUUACAAUAUAAGAGGGCCCCACUGUAGUAAGUGUUUGCAAAAUGAAGUGAUUACAGUGUAACACCAGUGUCUAAGGAAAAAGCCAGAUUUACCUACCGUGUAGAAUGUGUGCAAAUAUGAAGCUAGAAUGACAAAUGUGAGAAUUGGAACAUUGUUAGCAACAUAAUUACAUUGGAACUUCCAUAUAAUAAUUCUUUAUGUUUAUUUCUACAGCAUUUUUUAUCUGAGCUACUCAAAGCCUUUUACGAACGUUAAGGGGGAAAAUCCUCUUCUUAGCACCCACCCAGAAUAAUUGGGCUGAGGACUGAUGAUCUUUGAGGGAACAGAGAGGUAAUCCUCUCCUAGAGAACCUGCCCUGAGGCCCACUUCCCAGUCUCAGGAGUAGAAUAGUCUCUGCAGCUCUUGCGGCCCACUCCAGGGAAGGGGGAAGGAUUUGGUCAGUGACCCAAUGAUCCUGUACCCAAGAAGCUGAGCACAGUAACACAGCUAGUCUACACUGAACAGUUUGAACUAUGACACACAUAGUUUCCAACCCACAUGAACUUCCAAAACAUGUACACACAGCACAACUACAGGGUUCAACAGCAUCUGAGACUCUUCUGCAUGUGGAGAGAUGGCAGCUUUUGCCCUGAAUUAGUUAACCCUCUGUCAAGGUUCCUUCCCGACUCUGAACUCUAGGAUACAGAUGUGGGGACCUGCAUGAAAAACCCCCUAAGCUUAUUUUUACCAGCUUAGGUUAAAACUUCCCCAAGGUACAAACUAUUUUACCUUUUGCCCUUAGACUUUAUAGCUGCCACCACCAAGCGUCUAACAAAUAUAUAACAGGGAAAGAGCCCGCUUGGAAACGUCUUUCCCCCCAAAAUCCUCCCAAACCCUACACCCCCUUUCCUGGGGAAGGCUUGAUAAACAUCCUCACCAAUUUGUAUCGGUGAACACAGACCAAACCCCUUGGAUCUUAAGAACAAUGAAAAAGCAAUCAGGUUCUUAAAAGAAGAAUUUUAAUUGAAGAAAAAGUAAAAGAAUCACCUCUGUAAAAUCAGGAUGGUAAAUACCUUACAGGGUAAUCAGAUUCAAAACAUAGAGAAUCCCUCUAGGCAAAACCUUAAGUUACAAAAAGACACAAAAACAGGAAUAUACAUUCCAUUCAGCACAGCUUAUUUUAUCAGCCAUUUAAACAAAACAGAAUCUAAUGCAUAUCUAGCUAGAUUACUUACUAAGUUCUAAGACUCCAUUCCUUUUCUGUUCCCAGCAAAAGCAUCAUACAGACAGAGAGAAUCUUUGUUUCUGCCCCUCCUCCAGCUUUGAAAGUAUCUUGUCUCCUCAUUGAUCAUUUUGGUCAGGUGCCAGCAACGUUAUCCUAGCUUCUUAACCCUUUACAGGUGAAAGGGUUUUUUCUCUGGCCAGGAGGGAUUUAAAGGUGUUUACCCUUCCCUUUAUAUUUAUGACACCCUCCCAAUGCCCUUUUCUGACUAGUUGAUGGCAGGGGAAACUGAGGCACAAAUGAUUUCCCCAUGGUCAUACAGGGAGCGUAUGGUAGAGGACACUCAUUCCCUAACUCCUGUUCCUGAGCUUUUACCAGAAGACCAGUUUCCCCCCUGACUGCACCUGUGGUAGUGAUGCCACAGGCUUUUUAGGUGGAGCUUUCUUCCCCUUACUUUCACGUUUUCCACUAGUGCAUGGCUUAUGUAACAUCUUCAGUCUUUCUCUCAUCCUCGUUUAGUGGUUGAGAUUGAGGAAUCUAUUUUUCUGGCAUUCCUCUAAUGCUUGUGGUGUUCUCAUCUCACCAUUACUUUAACAGCCCAAUCCUACAGCCGCAGCUCAGGCAAAACUGCCAUAUAAUUCAAUAUGUGUGGUUUGUCUGUAUUAGGAUUGCAUGCUCAAGCCCUUGAUAUAGUCUUGGUAAUGAUGGGGUUUGAUAUCUCACGCUCUGCAAUAAGCACCACAUUUACUUAUCUAAUAAAAUAUGCUCAUCUGCUUCCAUUUCAUGCAUCACGUACUUUUAUUUUCACAUCCAAAGCACAACAAGAUUGUUAGCUGUACCUGAGCUGCCAUAGUAGGCCAGUGAUAUUGUUUGAAGGACUUUACAUUAAUUACAUGCUCAAUUGAAAAUGGUCACAAUACACAGUGAUGAGAGACUAGUAGAGUGUAGUAAUUACAUCUGAUGUUAAGUGGAAGUACUUGUACUGUUCCAGUGCAAUAUUUCUCUGAUUUUUCAGAAUCCUCCUUACAGAACAAAUCAGUCACUUGGAGAUGAAUUUUUAAAUGUAUUUAGGCACUUAAAGAUGCUGAUAGGCACUUAGUGGGAUUUUCAAAAGCUCCUAGCCCCUGACUCCCACUGGGAGCUCAAUCCUGCACAACUCCCAAAGGGAGUUAGGGGUCUGGGUGCUUUGAAAUUUCCAUUAGGUGCCUAUCUGCAUCUGUAGGUGUCUAAAUAAAUACUUUUUAAAAUCUGGCCUUUAGACAGUUGUGAAUAUCCUGAGAGACAUGGAUCACCUGUAGCUCCCACUGGCACAGAGGAGUACAGGGGCUACUUUGCAUGUCUCUCCUGGCGCAAGCAUCCCAUAUGGAACAGAUAAGAGGUAGGGUGCUGUGCUGGCACAGAGAAUGGACUGGCUGCAUUUAGUGGAUCAUGUUGCACUGUCCUUGCAGAUGAUAUAGCUUGCAUAGUCCCAUAUUCACCAGGCUGUUAAGGGAGGGAAUUACAUCUCCCUUAGACCUGUGGGGCUAUACAGUUCCACAUUGUCCACUGCUCAGCCCAGUGAAUAAAUGGCACAAUUUGACCAUCAGACUGAAGCAGGAGAUUGGAAGAUUAUAGCUGCCAUUUCAAGGUGAAGGAGGUAAGAGAAUAUUAAGAGGAAGGGACAGGCAUACCUAUUGUAUUGCAUGUGUAAAAUUGCUCUUAUACUGAAUUGGUUUUUUUUGUUGUCCUUGUAGUUUUAUUUUUUUGUGGACCAGCAACAAAAUAACAUAUCCUUCUUCUAUGCCUCUGGGCCUGUGAACGUUUUUGAGCUCUCAUGUAAGAUCAGCGCUUGUGCAGGAGAAAUGGAUGGCCACAUGCAAUUACCUUUAAUUUUUAGACUUUCUAAUGCCAAUGCAGGUAAACUCAGGCCCUAAGUGAGACGGCAGAGUGAUACUGUGUUGGCAUGUUUUAUAUGACUUUUUAUUUUAACAGAAGUAUCUGUGUAUUAAAAUUCAAUACACUAUUGUACACUUUUGUUAGCAUGCAACCUAUCAUAUCCUAGACCCUGUAUCUUUGUGUAAUUCAGGAAUCUGGUUUUCUGUGUAUCUAUUAUCACCUGUAAAGGUUUGGACUCACUGCUGUGGCACCUCCUGCUGGUAGUCAUUGGGAAUUAGCUCAUCCAGCCCCACAGCGCCCUCUGCAGGCCUGUGAUCCGCCUUACCGCCGGCCCCCGUGCCCCUCCCAGGACCCGGUGCCCCUUUCUCUGGGGUCCCUCUGGCAGUACCCCCACACUCUCAGGUUCUGGGUCUCCCCACCCUCUAACUCCACCUUGCCUCAGUUUGGGCUACUGCCAGUCCCCACUUAGCCCCUUGUAUCGGGGGCAGACUGCAGCGUAUAUGCCACUCAUCACAGGCAAGGGGGUUUGGACCUGCUACCCGUGGGCUGCCCCUCUGCAACCCUGCACCUAUUCGGCCUGUAGUCAGGCCUGCAGCCUGAGGCUUUCCUGGCCGGGGCUCCCAGCUCCUCUGGCCCUUCCCCAGCCCUGCUCCAAUCUGGGUGUGCUGCUCAGCACCUUGCAGCCAGGCCCUUCUCCCUCUCCAGGCAGAGGAAGACUGAGUGGGCUCCUGGCUCAGAGCCUCUUAUGGGGCCAGCUGGGCCUGAUUGAGCUGGCCACAGCUGUGGCUGCUCCCUUAAUCCGGCUGGGCUUUUCCCCCCGCAGCCUCAGCCCUGUUCCCGAGCUGGUUUCAGCCCUGUCAGGGCCGGAGCGGGUAAUCACCCCGCUACACCACCCAACACUCAUGUAAAAACUCUGCUGCAAGAUAAUGGUUCACCUACAUGACAAGGUGCUGAAAUUGGUCCAAAGAUGGAAAAAUGUGAAUAUUAUACUGAGGACUUUAUUACCAGUACUAUUUGUAAUAUAUGCAACUUUUGCAAGUCAAGGAAAAGUAAAGAUAAUAUGAUGGCUUAUAGUGUACUGCUGUAAAAUUUACAAUCAAAGAGGAAAGUGUGAUUGUAGCAUGAGUUUACUAAGAAAAAUAAAAAGUCUGUUAUCUUUUGUUGUGGUCCAAAGUACUGCCAGAUGAAACUCGGUCAUUAACCCUCAACUGGGCUACUCAAACUGUUUCUGUUCUAUCUGCCUGGACCUGCAUAUGCCCAUGUAGAUGGAAUACCAGUUUGUACUUCUAGGGCUCCUGUAUUUUGUAUUCUGUAAUCUGACCUUCCACACAGCAGAAUGGAUGCUAAGUAAAUAGAUUUUUUUUAAAA
Chelonia mydas (Green sea turtle) is the source of this 11244-nucleotide messenger RNA. RefSeq names its product MPV17 mitochondrial inner membrane protein like (gene MPV17L). The record is from RefSeq and is a predicted model, not a curated record. Gene Ontology annotation, cellular component: membrane; cytoplasm. Bases 304 to 897 code for a protein of 197 amino acids. NCBI's taxonomy places the organism in Eukaryota, Metazoa, Chordata, Testudines, Cheloniidae. The transcript is spliced from 4 exons.